CACCUCACAGUUCAUUUCUUUUCCGACGUUUUAGUGUAAAGUACACACAAUGAACACUCACCAGAUCAAAAAUCUAGAAGACCUCGUCCAUUUUCCGGGCGCAAAAAUAGUAAACCAUGAAGUGACAAAUUUAACCUCACCUGGUGAAAAUUUUGGUAGCGUGAUGUUAAGUGUUGAUAUUUUGUUUGAAACUGCAACCGGUACCAAGAAAAUUCAAGCAGUCGCAAAAACGGUACCACCUAACGAAUUCAUUCAAGAGAUUUUCAACACUAGUGUAACCUUCCGGAAUGAAAUUGCCUUCUACAAAGACACAAUCCCCUUAUUACAAAACUUCCAAAAACAAAACAACAUGGAGACAAUCAUUAAUUUCGCACCCAAGUACUACGGCAGUAGAUUAAAUCUGAGUGGUGGCAAUAAUGUGGAUAACGAUGCUGCAUUAGUGCUCGAAAAUUUGAAAGUUCGGAACUUCUCUACCUUGGAACAAGUGAAAGGUUUGGGGUACGACGUGGCGAAAAUAGUACUCACCGAUCUGGCGUAUUUGCAUGCCGUGUCGUUGGGAUUUAAACUUAAGCACCCUGAGAUAUUCGAAAAAGAAAUCUUGCCAUAUUUAGAAGAAUGGUUGCCGAAAAUUCAAAACCAUAACCGUUUGAAAUCAUCGGUAGGUCUUUUAAUCGAUGAAAUAGAAGAAAUGCGGCCUUUGAAAGAGCGUAUCUUUGAUGGGUUUGAUAAGGAGAUGAUACCGGUUCCACCAAGGGAACCUUUUGCCACCAUUACGCAUAACGACUGUUGGGUCAACAACAUCAUGGUAAAAUUGGAAAGUGGUGUCCCUAUUCAAACUAAACUAGUGGACUAUCAAAUCUGUUCCUACGGUUCUCCUGCUAGAGAUCUGGUUUUCUUUUUAUUUUCAAGUGUGAAAAGCGAUGUUGUUGAGAAUUGUUAUCAAGAGUUGGUCAAGUGGUACCAUGAGAAAUUUAUAUCGGUACUGCGAGAACUGGAUUGUGAUACUACUGUUUUUACGUUGGAAUAUCUACAAAGGGAAAUCGAUUUUGAAGCAAAAAAUUCGCAGUUUGGACACGUCAUUUUUAUGCUCAUUCCUAUUUUUAUGGAACGGAAAAAUGUGGUUGAUAUUUCUAAACUAUCACACGAAAAUAUGCUUCCCACAGAAUUCACAGACUUACAUAAGGAAAAAUUUGCAUUUGUAGUCAACGAAUUUUUGAAGAGAAAUUGGCUUUAGC
Messenger RNA from Zophobas morio, 1235 nucleotides. RefSeq lists its product as uncharacterized. The coding region runs from base 50 to 1234 and encodes 394 amino acids. The record is from RefSeq and is a predicted model, not a curated record. The transcript has a single exon. NCBI's taxonomy places the organism in Eukaryota, Metazoa, Arthropoda, Insecta, Coleoptera, Tenebrionidae.